GUUUGGCUCCGCCCUCAACGCGAGCAACAUACGUGCGCGCGCUCGAGCCUGCGUCCGCGCGUCCGCGUGCUGACGUCGGUGCUGGCUCAUUCGCGCGCCGCCUCGCUCCUGAUGCGCUUCUCUUCCUCACAAGAUCGAUGUUUCGAUUUCAGUCCCUGGAUGACGACUGUACGCUGGAGGAGGAAGACGAUGGACUGGUAGAGGAGGAAGAUGAAAUCGAUCAGUUCAACGAUGACACCUUUGGAGCCGGAGCCAUCGAUGACGACUGGCAGGAGGAGCACAAGCGUCUGGCUGAGCUCGACGAGCGUGACGGAGGGGCGGAGCCUGAGGAGGCGGAGCCUGGAGGAGCAGAGCCCCCGUCCUCCUCUGCAGGUCCUCCCUCCCUCCCGUCCUCCCUGGGCUUUCCCUCGUCUUCCUCUGACCUUCCUCCUCGAGAUGCAGACGAGCGAGCGGGAGGCGGCGAGCUGGCAGAGUCUGUGGCCCGCCUCAUCUUGGAGGCGGAUCCCGCCAUCGCCGGGGUCGGAGCGGCAGAGAAGCCCCGCCCCCCUCCCAGCCUGCACGGGCUGCAGCAGCCACGCCCCCCCCAGCAGCAGCUGCCCCCCGGAGCGCCAGCGCCGCUCGCCUCGUCUGUGCUCAGCUACCAGCAGCAGCAGCACCUGCUGCACCGAGGCUCCGCCCCCACGGCACAGGUGAACUCUCACAGCAUCUGGGACAGCAGCCUCGGCUUCGGGCCGGUCAGCGUCCCCCCCGCGCUGGUCACGCACAUGGAGGACAGUCCGCUCAUGUCCAUCAUCAAGGAGGUGGGGCUUCCCAAACGACCUCUGCAGGGCCGGACCGAGGAGGGGUGGGACCUCUCUGAGCGGGUCCCGCCCCCACGCUCCUCCUCCCCUGUGAUAGGCUCACCUCCUGUGAGGGCGGUGCCAAUAGGGACUCCGCCCAAGCAGCCUAUGAGCCACGCCCUGAAUCACCAGAUCCACCACCCCACGGCGGUUCACGUGCGCGCCCCGGUCCAGCACAGAUACCCCCCUCCCUUUCCCGAGCGCCUGUCACCCAACACCCUCCUCAACAUAGCUAACUCCCCGCUGUGCCGCGGCCCGUUUCCCCCCCGGGUCCUGUCCCAGAUCCAGAGAGCCCAGCUGCUGAACUCCCAGGUUGCAGGUUUCCCCCGUGGCGGCCCCGCCCCUCCACUGUUGCCGGGCGGAGGUUUCCGGCCGUUCUUUGGGGGGCCCCCUCCCCCACACGGUCACCGGAUGGGCCCGCCCCCUCCCAUCCCACCUGUGCGACACAACACCACCCACCUGCACCCGCAGCACCGCCGCCUGCUAACCCAGAGGCUGCAGAGCCGUGGGGGGGACCGAGUCAGGUCUGCGGGGGAUCGGCGCCCCCGAGACCCCUACAGCAACCUGAUGAGCCAGAAGGAGAAGGAGUGGGUCACCAAGAUCCAGAUGAUGCAGCUGCAGAGCACCGACCCCUACCUGGACGACUACUACUACCAGAACUAUUACGAGAAGAUGGAGAAGCGUCAGGAGAAGGAGCGGGACAGCAGCAGGAAGGAGCACGCCACCAAGCUCAUCACGCCGCAGGUCGCCAAGGUGGAGCACACCUACAGGCCAGACGCCGUGGUGACGAGCCGCUCGGACGACGAGGAGAAGAGGGAGAAGCAGGUGUGGAACAAGCGGCGGCAGAUCCUGUACACGGUGGAGAAGAUGUUCAGCCUGCUGCUGGAGGUCCAGGACUUCGAGAAGCGCUUCGUGCACACCCCCGAGGAGGAGCGGCCGGCGCUGCUGGAGCAGCACAAGACCAACACGGAGCAGCUGAGCGCCGCGCUGCGUGACAAGGACUGGGAGCACAGAGUGAGCGAUGACCUGUGCGUGAUGAUCAUGUCUGUGAGGAAAGGGAAACGCCUCAUGGCCAGACUCCUCCCCUUCCUGCCUGCUGCACAGGCCGCCGCCGUCGUCAUGGCGAUCGCCCGUAACCUCCCCACCUUGGCCAAGAAGGACAAGCAAGAUCAGGUGCUGUGCUGCCUGUUGGAUCCGGUUUCCGCCGUGGUUCAGUCGCUGUCAAGCUCCGCCCUCACCGACCUGCUGCAGGAGCUCCAGGGCAGCGAGGGUCAGCUGACCACGGUGCUGCAGAACAAGUUCGGCGUGACGCUGCUGUACCUGAUCCUGAGCGAGGGCGAGCGGAUGCAGAGCUCCGACCCCGUCUGUCAGCUGAUGGACGACAAUCGAUGGACUGAGUUGGUGUUCUCGGUGAUGAGGGAGCUGCUCGGCGUCUCCUCGUCAUCGCUCUCCCCCCCACUCUUCACCCCCCCCAACCUGCUGUCCGUCUUCUCUCGAUACGUGGACCGGCAGAGGCUGGAGCUGCUGCAGGACAAGCUGCAAAUCUCUGUGUCAUCGAGGUAGAAGUUACUACAACACCCCCCUCCCCCCACCACCACCCCUCAUGCAGAACAUGUGUGUGUUUGUGUGCGUCAGCGGAGCGAGUGUGUGUUUGUGUCUUCAAGCUUAAUCCAGACUUGUUUUACUGCAGCAGAAUCUUUGACGUGUGAAUCUGAAUGAGGAUCCAAAUGAAAUCUGCAUUUUUAAAUAUCUUGUUUACGAUUAUUCCUGUGAUAAAAUUAAAAAGUAUUUCUAUUAUAUAGA
Molecule: messenger RNA, 2642 nt
Organism: Oryzias melastigma (Indian medaka)
Lineage: Eukaryota; Metazoa; Chordata; Actinopteri; Beloniformes; Adrianichthyidae
Gene: patl1
Product: PAT1 homolog 1, processing body mRNA decay factor
Biological process (GO): P-body assembly; deadenylation-dependent decapping of nuclear-transcribed mRNA
Cellular component (GO): P-body
Molecular function (GO): RNA binding
Source: RefSeq, a predicted model, not a curated record